CUCCUCCUCCUCUCUCCCUCUUCACUCUCCCCCUCUGCGGCUCUAUCUGCUGGCGCUGCAGUGAAUCUCUCCCCCGCUGUCACAAACCGUAAAGUCAGACAGCCGGUGGUCGGUAUCUCACCGUUAAAAGUCACAAACCUCGUUAAAACGUCGUCUGUAUCUGACCGCGUCGAGCCGUUACCGGAGCUUUGAAUUACUCUCCAAGCAGCUUCAGACCCCCCCUGCACCAAAAUGGGAAAUGAAGCCAGUUAUGCCCUGGACAUGUGCUCGCACUUUGAUGCUGAUGAGAUUAAGAGGCUAGGGAAGAGAUUUAAGAAACUCGACCUAGAUAACUCUGGGUCUCUGAGUGUGGAGGAGUUUAUGUCCUUACCAGAGCUCCAACAGAAUCCCCUCGUGCAGCGAGUUAUCGACAUAUUCGACACAGAUGGAAACGGGGAAGUCGACUUUAAAGAAUUCAUCGAAGGAGUCUCCCAGUUCAGCGUCAAAGGUGACAAGGAGCAGAAGUUACGUUUUGCCUUCAGGAUCUACGACAUGGACAAAGACGGCUACAUAUCCAACGGUGAGCUCUUCCAGGUCCUCAAGAUGAUGGUGGGAAACAACCUGAAGGACACCCAACUCCAACAGAUCGUCGACAAGACCAUCAUCAACGCAGACAAGGACGGCGACGGCAGGAUAUCCUUUGAGGAGUUCUGUGCGGUCGUUGGUGGAUUAGACAUUCACAAAAAGAUGGUGGUGGACGUCUGACAAGUUUAUUUUUUCUUCCUCCAUUUACUGAAGAUCUGCUUGAAGACGUCGUCCAUCAAAACGCUCAACGAAAGUAUUUUCUCUGUGAAUCUCCCCUCCUCCCCCCGCCUCCCUCCCUCCUCACCCUCCCUCCCCCCCGAGCCUUCUGAAGCCAAACUCUCACCACGUAUUAUCGAACAGGAACUCUCUGUGACUCGUCGCACUUUAAAAGCUGACGGACGGCUUUUUAACGCAGAGCGACGGUUUCAGUUUGGUGGAGGAAAGCUGGAGUGUGUGUGUGUCUUUGAGUGUGUAUGUGUUCUGUAUGUUUUACUGGUUUUUCAAGGUAUGUGGGUUUUUUAUAUUUAUUUUGGUGUCAUUGGGUUUUUUUUCUGUGGAGAAUCAAAGGAGUCUAUCUUACAGAGAGUGAACUUUAGUGGGUGAGUGUAGUUAGCGGUGAUGUUACUUGAUUUCAGAACAACACAAACACAGCAUGAAGUGCCAACAAGAAUUUAAUGACAUGCAGUUGAAUUACAGGUAAAAAUCUGUGUCUUUAUUUUCGAGAUGUAACUGUAUUAUUGAAUGCAUUUAUCUUACUGGAGUGUUGCAUUAUUUACACUUGAAGAUCUGCUUCAUUUCACAGUCGUGUUCGGCUACAUUUUGUCAGAAAUAAAGAGGGAGAUUGGGCACUACAUGUUUUUAAAGGACAGACUUUGGCUUACAUAAGCGCUCAUAUUUGCUUUUUUUUUUGGGCACUUUUGUGUUAAGUUGUAAUAACAAUGUAGAUAUUGACGUGAACUUUAUUUACAAGUCGGAAGUGACUUAUUACAUAACUCUGACAUGACAUGAACGCAGCAUACUGUCAGGGACGAGCGACUACUGUUUGAGAGUACUCUAUGAAAACUGCUUCACACACGUUUGUAGAUUCACUGCAGAAAUCUCAACACAUAAAACUCUCAGCUUUGUGGAAUAAAAUCCGACUUGUUGCCGUUUGAAUUCAGCCACGAAACGCUUGUCAAGGGUUUUAUAUUUUCUGUAAAUCUGAAGAAAAUUAAAUUAGUAAACCUGCAGAAAUUUCGCUAAUUCUCAUUAAAGUGGAAAUAGACAAGUUUUCCCCUUCCUAGCUUUUCUAAGUUGUCGCAAAGACAAUCGGAUCACUUUCUGUUUUCCUUAGAGACGACCAACGACCGCAGGAUGUGCCGUGCUUUGUUUCCCAACGUUACUUUGGUUGCAUCACUGUUCACCAUUUCUGCUACUGGGGAUAAUCGCUGCGGAGAACUGAGGAAGAGUUACCGAUAAGCCUCAUUUCCACCAAGCACCACUUCAUCCGUGUCUGUAAGCGCUCAGAAAACGUGCACAGAUAUAGAUGAAAUUAACGCAGAGUCCGGACAGAAGGAUCAGUUUCUGUGUCUAACAUGGAGCAUAAAUUAAACCCUAACUUUACACCGGUGAAUCUUUAGAAGAAGGCAGCAGGUAUCUGUUCCUUCAGCAGUGUCUGACUGGGGUGAUGUUGUCGGACAGUUCUUUAACAUGUUGUCUAGAUGAAUUAUUAGACACAGCUUCUACACGUUGGAGACGGGACGCAUUAAAACAAUUCACACAAUGCCACGAAAAAAAAUUUGCCAAUCUCUCAAAAAUUCUCGCUCCGCUUGUAACUCUUUCUGGACUGUCUGUCCUUUUUGGUGAAUCCAUCCGCAACACUGAGUAAGCAGGGUAACGGCUGCACGUUAGGUUUUUCAUUUUUUAAACAAGGCAAGCCAAAUGUCGCCCGCAUGCUCACAGUUUUUAAUUAUAACAUAGGUGUAUGUGACGCUGCGAUGAACAACAUGAUGUGAUCGAGACUUUUCAGGUUCCGAACCAAAGUCUGAAGAUAAUUUCCAUCGCAGACAACAAGUUUCCUCUGAGGAAAACUUCCUGCGGCGUUCCCAAACUGUCAGUGCGUCAUGGCGGGGAGAGCUGUGUGAUUAAACAGGUUAGAGUGAACAUGAUAAGGCAUAAUUGUCACAGCGUUUAAUGCACUCACCUGUAAUAAUCCAUCCUCUCUGAUCCCACCCCAUGUCUAAGUGUGCCCCAGGUGCAUCAUCAUUGCGCUCCAGUGUGUGAUGAUACACUGCAUCGCAGCUCGAUGUGACGUGUAACACAACAGCGCCAGUCUCUCGUUUGACAUAAAACAUACAUGUCAGCAGCGCUUUCUAAACAGUAACAAUGGCAUUAACGUGUCAGUAACAAUUAUUUACCGUCCCUUUGGUAUGGCGGCUGGUCUUGUCCUCUGCUCGGAGGAGCUCAUUGUUUUGCCAAGUAACGGACAUUCACAGCCACCGUUCUUCUUUGAGUUAGCCACUAACUGCUACGAGCUAAAUCUCUCAGCAGUGGGCGGCACACAUGACGUCUUUAAAAUGUCACACCUGUGCCGGCCAUGACCCCAUCUCACAGGCGGUCCUAUUUAUAUAGAUACUGUUUCAGCGCUGUUACUGCGUCCCAUGGCGGGUUAAAGACGAGACAGCUCCCCCCAUUCUGCGAUCGUACCUCAUAUACAAAAUGGCGAGGCGGUGCGAUAGUGUAAAUGGGGCGCAGUUGGCAGGGCGCACCUGACUGCGAUUCUGUGGUUCUAACGGCACUAAACUUAAAGUCUUUGUUUGAAAUGCUGCUAAAGCUACUGGGGGAAACGAAAGCACCAUCCUCUUCCUGUUUUGGUUGUGUACAGUGGUCGACACGCUUCCUUUGUGAUGUAAAAGCCUUCAUUUUACUGGAGGAUCGUACGCGCUGGAAAACAGCACUGCACAGUGAAAGCGAAGUUUAUAGGGAACCAAUCUAAAUGCAGAUGGUGUCAUUAUUCUACAGCCAUGACAUCGUGCAAUCAGCAUUUCCGUCAUAAUAAUUAAAAAUGCUUGUCUGUUUCCACUUUACGUCUGCUUUGUGAAAAUUAACUGUAAAGCCACUGAUUGUUGAACUCAGACUCUCACUUCGACUUUUAGUUUUUAAUAAUUCUGUACAAAGAAAGUACAUAUUGUUGUGUUUCUACUCCUGUAAGAUUUCCUAAAAACGAGCUCCAUCAGGGCAGAAUGAGCAGAGACAAGACUGUAAAUGAUUUUGUAAACCAAACACAGUGAUGUUGUGUCGUACUGAACGCAGCUCGUCUGCUUUGGACGUUCACUUCUUUAUACUCCAGCUCUCUUUGGGAAGAAGCGAAGCCAAGGAGGAUAAAAACAGAAUGGCUGUUUAACCGCUAAAAGCUGCUGUACUCAGUGUUUAGUACACUGCCGGCUUUAUUUACUGACGCUCUGCAAAAAGACUUUUCUACCUGAAGCGGAAGACUUGUGACGUGUUUGCAUGACGUGUGAUCUGAUCUCCUCUUCUUCUUCUUCUUCUUCUUCUGCCCUCGCUCUUUGCAUGUAGAUCAGAUUUUAUUAAAAGCUCUUUAAAGCUUUAUUAAAGGUCUUUUUUCAAAGCUGGUCUCAAAAUUUAAUGAAAUGAGUGAAAUGUCUUGCGAAUGCAAAUAAUCUCCUCUGUGCAUGCUAGUGUAUGUAUUACUGGUUAAGUUUGACCACUUGCAUAUUUGAAUUUUUAUACAGUUACACAAUAAAAUCUACAGUUUUUGGUGCAUGUUCAAUAGAAGUCAUGAAGAAUAGCUUCUUUCAAUAGAACUUUAACCCUUAAAAAAAAGUUUCUUUCGCUGUUAUAGUUUCAUAUUUUGAACGUGUGGAAACGUGUCAGGGUUGUGUUUUUAUCAGAUAAUGUGUUCCAUGGUGAGGAUAAGUAAUCUUAACAUGAUUUGUAUUGUAUUUCAUUAAUUUUGCAUUUCAGAGUUUUGGCUCAUUUCAUGAAAUUCAGUGAGACCGUGUUGUGUUUACAUAUAAAUAAUGGUGAUAAAUAAAAAAAUAAAAAAAAACAUGAACAUUUCAAGCACGUUGAUGUUGCCAAUAAAGGUUUAAACAUUAAAAAAAAAAAUACAACUGUAAUCUUAAAUGUUUUUUUAGUCGCCUGCCACUCGCUCUGUUUUAGGGAUAAAUCCUUUUUGUUUUUUUCUUUAGGUUGAUAAUUUUUUGUUUGUUAUAAACAGUUAAUAUCCUGUUUGUUUAAUCUGAGGUCGGUGCUGAAAAAUCUUCUGUUGGUUUAAAGGGAUGUUUGUGAUGGAGGCCACACGGACUCAGUCUUAGAUUUUCACUCCUGUUUUCAUCUUUGCUGCAUCACUGAAACUUCAUACAUGGAAAAAUGAGAAAUAAACUGUUUGAAAGUUGUUACA
Epinephelus fuscoguttatus (brown-marbled grouper) is the source of this 4966-nucleotide messenger RNA. RefSeq names its product protein phosphatase 3 (formerly 2B), regulatory s1ubunit B, alpha isoform, b (gene ppp3r1b). Gene Ontology annotation, molecular function: calcium-dependent protein serine/threonine phosphatase regulator activity; calcium ion binding. The transcript is spliced from 6 exons. Lineage: Eukaryota; Metazoa; Chordata; Actinopteri; Perciformes; Serranidae. The record is from RefSeq and is a predicted model, not a curated record. Bases 232 to 744 code for a protein of 170 amino acids.